AUGCACCGCGUUUUCGGACGGGGCCAAGCGAAGGCUCCUGCACCAACUCUCACAGAUGCUGCAGCUAACGUUUGAUCUUCCUUUCUUGGAACCUUCUUUAGAUUGAUAACAGAAUUGCUACCCUCGACAAAAAAAUCGACAUGAUGCGUCAAGAAAUUGGAAAAUACCAGCAGCAAAUGAAGAACAUGAGAGAGGGACCAGCAAAAGAAUCUGUAAAGCGUAAAGCCAUCGGCGUUCUUCGCCAAGUCAAGCAGUUAGAAAAGCAAAGAGAAUGCUUGUCUUCACAGAGCUUUAAUAUGGACCAGGCUGGCUAUGCCAUCCAGAGCGUCAAGGACACCCAUGUCACUGUAAAUGCCAUGAAAACUGGCCUUAAGGAAUUCAAAAAGGAGACCAAAAAGCUCGAUAUUAACAAAAUUGAGGUAAUUUUUCCUUAUUUUCGUCGUAGUCUUCUGCCUCAUAUCCUCGUAAUGAUGACAUCGUACUAUCUGAGUGACAGUGUGAACAUCCUAAUUACAUAGCACAACAGCCAUAUACAUCGCAAUUUUCGUUAGCCGUACCUCGUUAACUUGGCUUUAGCUAGUUUUCACUACCAUCUGGGUCAUUCCCUGCUUGCCCUCUGAACCUUAUCCUCCACCACUAUGAUAGAAUCGACGGAGUUGCCCACGCGAAUCGUUAGGUUUAUUUUGAUAAUGACAAUAGUCUGGACUGUUUGCAAUAGGAUGAUGUCUGGUUUAAUACUCUUUGUAAUCUUUUAUUUUUGGUAAAGUUGUACUGCCAUUUUAUUAUCAGGAUUUGCAGGAUGACCUGACCGACAUGAUGGAACUGCAUGACGAGUUUGGGGAAGUGCUCGGCCGGUCAGUUGUCCCUCUUGACUACAAUGAAGAAGAUCUUGAUGCAGAGUUGGCAGCACUCGGCGAGGACUACGAUGCCAGCCGCGAUAGUGCCUAUUUGGACGAAGCCCUCAAUGCUCCUGGUGUACCCAGUGCUGCUGUUGGUGGUCAGAGUGUCGUGCCGAGUGCGCCUGCUGCGACUACUUCCGUAAGUGCAGGCAGACACAGCUUGGUCCUUUUGCUAAGGUGUUAGCUUAGGACUUGCGCUUGCCUUAUGAUCUAAUAAGAAUUAACUAAUCAUUCGGUAUCUGGCCCGUACGACUUGGUUUUCCGUUUAACGGCAACUUAAGAUGUCUCCAUAACUUUAAUCUUUGCAUACUUGGGGCAGGAGGUAGCAUAGUCACGCUCGACGCCUAGCUUGGUAUUUCCAUGGACAGUUAUAGAUACUAAUGCCUUUUCCAUUAAGCGUAAUGACUAUGCGGGCUGGAUGUUAAGUUAUAUUUUCAUGGCUCGAGUCUUGCCUGUUUGGACGGACGUCCGGAUAACAGUAGUCACCACGGAAGCUGUGAACGUUGUGCGGUUACCUUACGCGAGGUAACGCUCUCUAACUCUCGAAAGCUGUAUAGAAGAGGUCCUGUCCUGAAGACUUAUUUGAGACCGUUUAACAAUUUCAGCAAAAUUGUGGUUUUCCUAAAAACAGCCGCAUCCUUACUCUCUGGGUUUCAUGUUAAUUCUCAUAUUCCGACAAUUUGGGUGCACAUAUUUAGUCGGAGUAUCGCUUGUUGCCUUAUUCUCAUCGGCGUGAGCUAGAAUUACUCGGGCGGGUUCUUCCCUGACUUCUAACCCAUCCUUUUCAAUUGUUGUUUGCACUCCAAUGUAUCCUAACGCACUGAAUUCGUUUUGUGUACCCUUCUUAAAGAACUUUUUUUGACUCGAAACGCAAAUUCGUGAACUGUGUGCUCUCUCAUUGCAUUUUGAACGUAAGCGUGGUUGUUACCUGCAUUUAUUUUUCAACUGAAACUUUAAAUUACAGAAUAACUGUCAAACAAAAAUAGCAACCUCCACAGUAACGGUCAGGUUGGUCCAGGAGAGCUCUUCAUCCAAGCGUUAAAAGUAACAGUAGCAUUAUAAUGACCCCAAUACUCCACCUCCAAGGAGCGCAUCCUCAAGCGGAGCGUGUCGGAAAGCACAUUGUCGGUAGAUGGUGGAUCACAAUUGUAUUUGUACCCGGGCGUCGAAGCGUCUUGAAUACUGGACGUCAACUAGGGAAGACAUAUGCCGCAGAGUUGAAAGGAUUGAAAGCUGCUCCCUCCCUGUGGUGAAGUGGGAGUGACGCCUCCACUGCACCUUUUUACCCACGAGGGCAGACAGUCUAUAAGAUCCAGUAAGGUCUGCUGGCUGAAGAACGUCCGACAUCAUGAAGUUUUACUCUCGAGUCCGGCAUGGCGCGUCAUGCGGGACGCCUGAGGACAAAGCAAAUAUAGCAAGGACGGAUUGGAUUUACAUUGUAAUUUUUUGGAUGUUUUCAGUUGCAGGGGUAACUCUCGCGGAAACGCCUGGCUCGCCCUAGCAUCUUUUACAAGGUACUCUGGUGAUUAGGUUUCGGUCCGAGCCAGUUGUUUUGACUGACGACCCUCAGAGACCGUUUUCGCCUACAUGAAUAGGAGUGGUAGAAUCCUUGAGGAGGUCACCGUGACAAAUUCUCACAAGUCGCCUCUCUCUCCACUCAACGCAAUAAUGCUGACCAAAAUGCAACUCAUUAGGCAGAGAUGUCCUGUAGAACAUCGACCAAGGUUUCGCUUUGCAAUUUUGUUACCCUCUUCCAUAAUAUCAGGGCUGCACGUUGGUAUGCACCCGACUGUUGUCUGACAUGCGUUGCGAAAACCUUUCUGAAUGUUAUAAGCAUAUCGGGUUGGCGCGCACGCAACAGUAGCUGUGGUGCUCACGACGAAACAGCUAGGUCAAAUAAGUGUAAUCCCCGCGUAUAGGCAAAAUUUUAGCCUAGGUGGUCGGAACAUGGUGUCGCCCAACGUUGUCAUCAGUACCUCUGUUGUCGCAUUCGAAGCUUUUCUCCGCAUCUGGCACCCUAGGGCCGCAUGAGCCUCAACCUGGCAAACAAAGUCCCAAUCGUACUGUGCCAGAACUCGCAUAGUUAAUUUCGAAUCUGCCGACGAGGGUUACACGCGGAGGGACUUUCCUAAGGCUCAAUCGGCGAUCAUCUUUUACCUCGGCACAGCGCGUCUGUACAGACCUCAGAUGUUGACGCCAUAUGUUGCUUUGCUUCUAGAACCCUCUCAUUUCUAUUAGCCUUGUUGUUGUGAUGUCAGAAGUAACCUUCUUCACUGUACUUCCACGCCGCCUUGUCUCACUUGCGUGGGCAUUAUUAACAGUCUGAGUCAGUUUCUAAGCCUGGUUUGGACUGUGUCAUUGCGUCCUCCUAAUUAUCGUAACCGCAGAUCGUGUCCGCUGUAUUUUCCCUGAGAAGCCAGUCUACGUAGUCCAAUCUUGUGACUUGUUCCACGCGAGUCCAUCUGGUCCUGACGCAGCAGUUUCUAUUUCUGCAAGAAUGGCGUCACAGGCAACCGUAGCGUACCCCAUACUGAAGCCUAACAUAAGUGUAAAGACAAUUCUCCAAGGCCUCUGGCAUUUUAUACGCAUAAGUUGAUGUCGCAUAUCCAGAUAAUGCAACAACUAGGAUCGCGUGUAAGCAGUUGUGUCGACCAGCUUAUUUAGCCUUGCGAAGAAGGAGACACGAUCGUUGGAACAAGAGCUUUAUUAGCCUUUAGUUAGCCUUGGUAAAGGCCUUAGACUGGAUAUGCCUGUCACUUCGGUGGUUAUAUAGCUUUAUUUCCAUGCGCAGUAUUGUGAUAUUUGUCGCACAUCAAAACCAGCCAAGAACCUAGUAGAGCGUUGUGGUGUCCGCACUUCAACCAUCUCCGUUUCGGACAGCUAAUUAGUCGAACUUCUAGCAUACUUAAGUUUGAUUUUUUUCCAUUGCCCUGUUUGGAUUGAUUUCCUCCUGCCAAGAGGUUGGGCAUUACAGUUAAUAUUUGCUUUUUUUCCUUUGAUAACGGUGGCAGCGAGAUAUACUGAAAAACCACGAAUAGAUUGCUGAUUCUUCCUGGUUGAGUAACAGCCCCUUAUGUCUCUUAUUUGGUCCCUACAAUCUACUGUGCCGCAAAUGUGCCAGACAGGAACUGAGUCUGACUGGCUCACGGUGCACGUUUAUUUGGCUGUGCUAAGUCAGUGGGAGCCCGCAAAUACCGCGAUACAUGACUUUGGCACGCCCCAGACGUAGGUCUUCGCGCCUUGUUAUCCACUGCGCCCAAACCCAUCUCCGGCUGGUUUGCUGGCUCGGACAGCCGACCGAUGCGUUGGAGAGGACAGGGAGCUUGAUGUGCAAAUUGGGGAAUCUGUCCCCACAGUACGUUAAUCCAGCCCUCGCUACAAUAAACCUGACGCGCCAAACUCUAUCACGAAGCGCUAAUAGCCCUGGUUUGGGUUGUUGCCAACUGACGGGAGAACUCGGUCCUCAUAGUGAGCAACCAGAAGACAGAGUCGGACUGCAUUGGCUCCUCAAAAGACCUUUAUGAAACCCUCACGCACACGAGAUCCUAGUCGCCCUUACAGCAGUCUGACGCAUGUGGUGGAAGCUAGGUCGUAUGUAGCACACAAAGACUGACUGUUUAGCUUCGUCAGUCAUUGCGCCUGCGCCCACCUCCGGCCGCCUUGACAUUGUCUCGCCAUCGCAACAAGGUGGGUGAGGGGGUGCGUUCGAUAGGUGCUGUGCAAGCCCGCCCCAUCUCUAACUAAUUCACGCGCAAACCACCUGUUCUGCGCCUAGUCAGUGUGACACCCGAUGAACGUCGUCGCCAACGGUGGCUUAGUAAACCACUCAUGCCGUCAGAAUGACCUCUGGGGUUGCCUAGUUGGCCAAUUAUGAGAAUUCUACCGUAUUAAUCAGUCAUGUUGUGUUUACGCCUCUGUGGUCGGCUUUUGCCCAUUGCAUCUCCUCGGAGAUAAUUUCGAAGGUUCAAAUUAAGUAGCAUAAUUGUCAUAGGAAGGCCAGAGUUGUUUCGAUGUCCGGUAUGGGGUUUUAAACCUAUAGAAUUUUUUUUAUUUGUUGUCCAUAGUUUACUUAAUCGUUGUCAGAGGCCAAUAAUGACACCCGGUUCUGGGAAGUAGAUUGUCUGUUUAUUGUGACCCCCUACAAUGGGUGAUGUCUCUUGAAUUUAUAACCGUAAUUCUGGAGUGAGUUUCCGACUAUGAAGAAUUACUUCGUUUCUGUUGUGACAUUGAUUAUCAUGUAGUACAGUCCCGAAAUGUGUCGGUCACGUCUUAAUGUCAGCUCAUUAAUGUGCUUUUUUUCUGACCGUCUACGAAAUCCAUUGACUAACAAAUGGCUACCUAACUGUCAUGACCUUUUUUCAUUGAUUUUCGAUGCUCUCAUAAAUUUAAAUGCAUAAAACUAUCUUCCUGUAUUCAUUUGACAGAAAAUCACGUCUUUUUCGAAUGUUAUACUCAAAGAAAGUUUAGCUUUAACUUUAAAAAUAACAAUUAUGUGACUUCUCGCUACCGUGCAAUGUUCAUUCAAAUAGUGUUUUAUCUGUCCGCUGAUUAAUGCUCCUCGUGAAGUAUAAAACAUGGUCGAUAUCCAUUGCAAAAACGUUGUGAGCCCUAUGUGGUAUUUUCUUAAUAGCGUAGCGGAACGUAUGGUCUCCCUCACCUGGAAAGUGUGCAGCCCGUAUUUUAGGAACCCUGAAUGCAAAUCCAAUUACAGACCGGGCUCAAAAUUAUUCGGGAAUUGAAAAGCUCUUUAAAGCCGAAAGCUACACCUUGGGAUACGAAAUUGGAAGAAGACGUGAUUUGCUACCAAACGAUUACAAGAGAGGAUAUUCCGUAUGUUUUUCUACGAGAUAUGUUUGAAUUCGUAAGUGUCGAAAAUCAAUAGAAAGAAAUCGUACCACUUACGCAAGCAACUGCAAAAAAGUGCACCCAAAAGCCGGCAGGCUGGCGCGAUUGACUUCUCUUGGAAUUACGUCACAUCCUGAGCAAUAUUGUACCCCUACCUACAUAAUCAUUCCUCAUCAAAAACGCAUUCCAGGAUUUCGGCUAACACUUGUGAUACUCCGCCUUCUGUAGUCCUUAGGCCAAUAACUUUGACGGAGUUUUAGCCUGACGGUGAGCAGCGACUUGCACAGGCGCAUUGAUUUAUGAAGCCUCUCAGAAUUUAAAAAGCCUUAAUCAGAUGGGUUGAAGACGAGAACAGCUGUCUUUUUGAGGGCUGCAUAACACUUAACAAUGACAGUUUCAGGCCGGACCAGGUAAAAGUUCACGAUAAAUUUUGUUUAUCCUUUCCUACUUUGUUUCUCGCUAUUUCACUGGUGUUGCCAGUAAAGCUUCGUCGUGCUACCAAGUACAGGCCCUUUGAUGAGGGCUCAGAUUCCAGCGAACAUUCAGCACUGUUAGGAAACGUAGGCAAGCUGCCUUUAUUUGCUCUUCGUUCCAAAAGUUACCCUCGUCCAAGAACGAGCACGCGUCACUCUUGACUAUGGGCAUACAUUGCCCAAAGGUACCGGCAGGUUUACGUCAUUCCAAUGUUUUACAACACGUUCGGGCCUGUUUGCCACGACAACGUGUCUUGUGUACCUGCUAGCCUGUCUAAUCCUGUUUUCUUCUCCCCCUUCCCUCCAUAGGGCGGCGUCGCUCUGGACGAGUUCGGCCUGCCACAGAUUCCCCAGCAGUGA
This is a messenger RNA of Spirometra erinaceieuropaei, 6577 nucleotides long. NCBI's taxonomy places the organism in Eukaryota, Metazoa, Platyhelminthes, Cestoda, Diphyllobothriidea, Diphyllobothriidae. The record is from the annotation of a GenBank genome assembly.